CAUUAGUUAUCAAGGAAUCUGAUUUUGAUGCGGUUGCUACUUCCCAGAAUCUCAGUCCUGAAGAAGCUGAAAUUCUUAAGUUUGAUCAAGAACGCUUUAUUCCAGAUACUAUGGCUCUUAAACGUUUCUAUAUGCGGAAUCUUUAUGGCAAAGACAUGGAUAUAGAAGAUUGGAAUAAUCUAUGUAAUAAAAAAUUUGUAGAACGUUUCAGUCCGCCUGAACCUCGAAAACAUUUCUUGCGAUUAUCUCACUUCCGAAAGCAAGGUUGCAACGAAGAUAGUGCAAUAGAAGGUUUGGUUGCUAAAGAUUUUGUACAAUGGGAGGUUACCUGUUAUAAAGCCGAAGAGAAUUUAGAAAAAUCAAUAGCAGAGGACUUACGUAAAACUUAUUCAGCUAAUCAUUAG
Funneliformis geosporum is the source of this 404-nucleotide messenger RNA. The record is from the annotation of a GenBank genome assembly. Lineage: Eukaryota; Fungi; Glomeromycota; Glomeromycetes; Glomerales; Glomeraceae.